Messenger RNA from Verticillium nonalfalfae, 1059 nucleotides. RefSeq lists its product as uncharacterized. Gene Ontology annotation, cellular component: mitochondrial inner membrane. The record is from RefSeq and is a predicted model, not a curated record. NCBI's taxonomy places the organism in Eukaryota, Fungi, Ascomycota, Sordariomycetes, Glomerellales, Plectosphaerellaceae. The transcript has 2 exons. Bases 1 to 1059 code for a protein of 352 amino acids.
AUGUCCUUCAAUAUCACGUUGCGCCAAGGGCCUGCGCGCCUGGUGCAGCGUCUCCCCGAAUUGUCAAAAUCCGCUGCCUUCCGGACGACCGCCUCCCGGGCUUUCCACCAGGCCUCGCCGAAACAGAAGCUUUCCUCCGCCUUCUUCAGUGCCCGCACCACUGCGACAACGGGAUUGACAACAUCCUCGAUUGUUGCGCGCAGCACCUUCCGCAGUGGUGCGAGAAGCUUCACCCAGCAGACCUACACCCAAAGCCAGCAAGGCGGCAGCAAUGUGCGCAAACUGGUCGUCGGCGGUGCCAUCUUCGGUGGCACACUCGUGGCUAUCAACGCCGUCUUCAACCGCGAGAUGAGGGAAGACGGCGGCAUGCCGCCUUUCGAGCGCGAAUACCUCAACAGCACCUUCCUUCACACUGGUCUCGGCGUCGGCAUCAUCGCUCUCACUGCCCGCCAAAUGAUCAAUACCGGCUUCGUCUACCGCCUCAUGGUGACCAACCCCUGGGUAGUUGGCAUCGGCGGUCUCGCCCUUAGCUUCGCGACCAUGAUCGGAACUCGGUCUAUUUCGCCUGACAACUACAUUCCCAAGUACGCCCUCUGGACCGCAUUCAACGCCACUCAGGCUGCCUUCGUCGCGCCCCUCCUGGCUUUCGUCCCUGGUGCGCUCAUUGCCCGCGCCGGUCUCUACACUGUUGCCAUGAUGGGCAGCAUCUCUAUCGUCGGCGCCACCGCCAAGCAGGAGAAAUACCUCUACAUUGGCGGACCUCUCCUGGCUGGUGCUGCCAUCGUCGCAGCUUCCGGACUCGCCCCUCUCGUCAUUCCCGCCACUGCCGUGAGGACCUUGGCUUUCACCGAGAACCUCUGGCUGUACGGUGGCCUGGCUGUCUUCGGGGGCUUCACUCUGUACGAUGUUCAGAAGGUUCUGUACCACGCCCGUCUUGCCGAGGCUGGUGCCAUCAAGAAGGACCCCGUCAACGAGAGCAUCUCACUCGAGCUUGACUUCCUCAACAUCUUCAUCCGCAUGGUCCAGAUUCUCAUGAUGCAGCAGAAUCGCCGUAAGUGA